AUGACUCAAGAAGCUUCCAGUGACGCGAUGAUCCGUCGCGUGUGUCGGGCCUUCAGUGGGAGUUUCGCCAAAGAUGAAGCCACAGCGAAGGAGCUCGGCAGCGCGUACUGGAUUAGUCGCGUCCUCGGCUCAGGUGCAACCGGAACGGUGCUGUAUGCGAAACGGGCAUCUGAUGGUGAGCCGUUUGCAGUCAAGUUUGUCGACAUGGAGGGUAUGUCUGAGGCUGACAGGAAUCGCGCGCAGGCCGAGGUGCAUUGCCUGCUGAAUUGCGACUACUUCUCGAUUCUAAAAUGCCAUGAGGAUCUUGCUAAGAGGGAUCCACAGAAUCCUGAUAAUGUCCAAAUGAUCGCGCUCGUUUUGGAUUACGCUAAUGCUGGUGACCUACGUCAAGAAAUCAGAAGUCGAUCCAAGACGGGCCAUUUCUUCGAAGAACACGAAGCCGGCAUGCUCUUUCUUCAGGUUUUGCUCGCAGUUCAUCACGUGCACUCACGUCACAUGAUUCAUCGCGAUAUUAAAAGUGCGAAUAUCUUACUCUGCAGUAACGGGCUUGUGAAGUUGGGUGACUUUGGCUUUAGCAAAACAUAUACGGUCACCGUUUCAGAGGACGUUGGCCGGACUUUUUGUGGAACACCCUACUAUGUCGCACCGGAGAUCUGGCGUCGCAAGCCGUAUAGCAAGAAGGCGGAUAUGUUUUCUUUAGGUGUGCUCCUGUACGAAUUGCUGACACUGAAAAGGCCUUUCGACGGAGCUAACAUGAAUGAGGUGAUGCAAAAAACGUUGGCUGGACAGUACGAGCCAUUACCGAGCAAGGUUAGUCCGGAGAUGUGCGAAGUUGUAGCGUCACUGCUGAAUGGGGACCCGAUGAUACGUCCUUCAAGUAGUAAGCUUCUUGAUACACCUAUCUGUAAGCUUUUUAUGUCAGGUUUAUUGGAGAUUGUUCAAUCUCAGCCGAUCUUCCAAGGGAAUCUCCGUGAGACGAUUGCUAUGCAGAUUCAGCAAACAAAGCAACUGCUCUGUCGAGACCGACGUAUGUUAAAUCGUAAAAUGGAGGAAAGUUCCAGGAGUUCCGUAUCAAUUUUUACGACUAUUCUAGAGGGGGCUCAGCCGUUGAACCCUACUAUUGGCGGCCUUAUCAUCUUUGACGGCAUAGUUCGCAAGCAAAGCAGUGACAUGGUCUGGAAGCGUCGCUAUCUUUGCAUCCGCGCCGAGCUUCAUGAUGGGCAAACUUGCGUGGAUAAUUUAAAUCCAUCAUUCAAGAGCCUUUCCCUCAUUUUGGCCGUGUCGAAGGAAACCAUGUGGCAGCAGUGCAUUCUUACAUCUUUUUCGGAGUUGGAGGAUGUUUUUCCAGUGCCUAAUAAGUAUAACAGCUCAAAUGCGCCGCACGUGUUCGCGGUAGCGUUUAAGACGGGCAAGCGUCUUUCCUUUCAGGCACGAAGUGAUGAAGAAAGAGAUUUGUGGAUGUCCAAGAUUCAGGAUGUUCUUGGCAUUGGUGAUGAAGAAGAUAAAAAUCCAUAG
Molecule: messenger RNA, 1515 nt
Organism: Phytomonas sp. EM1
Lineage: Eukaryota; Euglenozoa; Kinetoplastea; Trypanosomatida; Trypanosomatidae
Source: the annotation of a GenBank genome assembly